GCUCCACGACGUGGCUCGAAAGUGUUGCCUGGCCGAUCGAGAUAAGCGACGACAACGAUGACGAAGACGACGACGACGACGACGGCGAUGAUGCCACCCCUCGCCGACGACGCCAUUCGGUCAACGUCGAAAUUAGUUGUCGCACGGGAACGUCGAUAAAUACUUGAUACUUAGCGGUCGCGUCUAGCCAUUGCUCAAUCGUCGAUCGUCGCUCGCCGGAAUCCACAGGUACCUCCAACGCGUCGGGGAGGUCGACCGCGUUCGCGCGACGGACGAUCGGAUCGGAUAGCCGCCGUCACCGCGAAUCGAUCGGGAUCGAGAGUCGGUGGCGCGUUCCUGACUGAAAAGACUACCUCCGUUUCUGCGAGAGUUCGUCGUGUGACAUGCGUGUUGUGCCGCUCGAGAAUCGCGAAGUUUAGGGUGGGACCCGGGAUCGGACAUGGAUACGACAGGGACGGUCGAACGAUAAUUGAUCGAGCAGUGCACGAUAAUCACUCGCUUCCGCCGAUCGGUGACACCCGUAUGGACCAGCGCGUGGGGCGUGCACGCGUUUCGUCCGCGCGGCUCCGCCGCGGGGCCAAAUUUCCGGUCAGGAAAUUCGACGUCGAUCGACGUGGCAGCGGCGCGACAAAAUUAGUCGGAAGUGCCGGCGGAUCGGAUUAACGGGGCAUCCGGUGUCGCCGACGACUUGCUGCUCCACUCGGGCCUGCAGGCCCGCGCCGGACCAGAGGAUCAAAGGGUGGCAGCGAAUCAAUUGUACAAGCGGGGCUAAAAGGCGGAUAAGCCGCAGAAAGAGAACGGGAGGGCUGAGGGCAGCGGACAGUGCACAAGGGAAGUUCGAAGGGGGCGAUCGAGCACACACGAACCAGGGAGAAAGCUCGUGAAGAGGAGGAGGAGAAGGAGGAGCGCAAGGUGGAUCGGUUAAGGAACGAUCAGCCGGCACGAAGCCCGCGGAAAGAGCACAAGCGUCGUUUUCAGGAGAAUUUAAUAAACUUCCGUCGGCAAAAUGCCGCUCUGCCGACCGGAUCGCCGUGCUUUCUGAUGCCAUUGCGAAAUAUUCCAGUCGAUCUGCCGGCAUUGAAUGGCGCGGCUUAAGACGGCUUUCCGUAUAUGCCACUGUCGCGCGACGUGGGUAAUCCAAACGACGGUAGACUGAAGACCUCGAAGACUUUCCUGUGGUUCAAUUUUUCUUCUCUUUGCCUCUCUUUUGCCGUCUGUCUGUCUCUCUCUCUCCCUCUCUCCCUUCCCCUCUCUCUCUCCUAUUCUGCUCCUCUUUCUCUUUCCCUCCCUCCCUCUCUCUUUCUCUUGCCCUCUCGGCCCGAUUUUUCCCAUAACGGAUAUGCGACACGAGGAGCGCUUCGCCAUGGACGCGUGACAUCAUGUCGAGGUCUGUGCGUGACACGUCGGCUCGCAGCUACGUCGAAAGAGGCGGCGCACUCGCGUCAAUGGGUGUCAAUAGAUCGAGACUCCGAUCUGCCGGGUCCACGUCAACGCGGAUGCAAGACCCCGUAGACCGCGCUCUCACGACGUCGCGCUUCGAUGGAUCGAUCGCGCGCAAGAUCGGUCGCGAUCCCGCGACGUCCCGUCGCGGAUAAUCGCCGAUCGCCGAACGACGUUGCUGCCGGGAUGGACGAAAUCCUGGAGGAGGAAGGAUUCAACUGAUACGCGUCUAAGCCGGGGAUCCUAGAAACUGUGUGACCGGCCAAAGGGCCGGCUAGAAACAGUACCUCUCUUCUUGCUCGCAAAGAGGAUCAAGAAGCCUUAUCGUACUUACUACCUGGUCGAAGAAGGAGAACCAGAAGAACAGGGAAGAGCGAAAAAGAGGAAGACGCAAGAGAAAGAGAAAGAGAGGAAGCAGAGAGAGAGAGAGAGAGAGAGGGGGGGAGAGAGAGGGCAGGCAAUUCAACGCAUCGGGAAGAUAAGGAGGAAGCUGGGGAUGUCGGACGCAGGCGAAAAGAUGGAAUCCCGGGCUAGACGUUCCAAGAUCUCGUGAUUGGUGUCACUGCGUGGCUGACAAGGGAUAAGGUCGACCACGAAAGAUCGACCGUGAUGGAAGUGGGAACGAGCGAUUCGUUCGUCAGGUCGAUCCUCCGCAACCUCUCGUUGACUCACGGACAUCGGCAGCCGGACGAGCCGCCCGGAAGAGCGACCGACGCAAUCGAUGUCGUUUCCACGACUUUGCAGGAGGAGAAGAUGGUGGACCUACUGGGCGAUGCCCUGUCAAAGAAUGACAGCGGCAUCGACAGCAGCGAGUCGAGUUGGUUCAGCGACUCGACGACGAUCGACUCGACCGGCUCGACCCUGCUGGCCUCUUCAUCCUUCGCGGAGUCCUCGUCAUAUUCCACCCCGAGCGUGGACAACUACACCGGCAUAUCCGACCUGUUCGUCUUCGACGAUCUGAAUGAUUAUAUCAACCGGCUAAACUACAGCGUCUUCGUGAACCUCACGGCCUACGACGGCGGCGCAGGGCUGAACCUUAGCAGCGUCAACUGCACGUCGUCGAUAGUCGCCGGGGGCGCCGGGGACGUCGUCAGAGCGGUCGAGUGCGGGACGGCCGGCGUCGAUGAGAAGUCGAACGCGAACAGCUGGUGGGCCCUAAUACUCGUGAUCGUGCCGUGUUUGACGCUCUUCGGUAACGUGCUCGUCAUCUUGGCGGUGGUGAGGGAGCGUACCUUGCAAACCGUCACGAACUACUUCAUCGUCAGCUUAGCGGUCGCCGAUCUCCUCGUGGCGGUGCUUGUUAUGCCGUUCGCAGUCUACGUUCUGGUGAAUGGGUCUUGGAGUUUACCUGGAUUUGUUUGUGACUUUUACAUCGCAAUGGAUGUGACCUGCAGCACUAGCUCCAUAUUCAACCUCGUGGCUAUUUCUAUAGACAGAUACAUAGCGGUGACCCAGCCGAUAAAGUACGCAAAGCAUAAGAACAAUAGAAGAGUGUGGCUGACGAUACUGUUGGUCUGGGCGAUAUCGGCCGCGAUCGGCAGCCCGAUUGUCCUAGGCUUGAAUAACACCCCCGACCGGAUACCGGACCAAUGUCUGUUCUACAAUACGGAUUUUAUCAUCUACUCGAGCCUGUCCAGCUUCUAUAUACCCUGCAUCAUCAUGGUAUUCCUCUACUAUAACAUAUUCAAGGCUCUGCGAAAUAGAGCGAGAAGGGCUCGUGCUAGCAAAAAACCGAAUUUAGGCGAUAUAAAACCGGGGAGCAUCAUCGAGAAUAUCGCACACACACGCAGUGGGUAUUCUGUGGCAAGGUUUGCGGAGACGGCGUUGGGGGCGGCCGCCUUGGUGGCUCCUGGAAUUGAGGAACCGACCAACACCGCUUCCGGCAGCAAUGAGGAUGAGGACGAGACGCCCCUCGAUCCCGUCGUCGUCAUCUCCAACGACAAGAGCACGGAAUUCUUUCUAGCCACGGUCGUCGAGGAAGCAGCUUGUCGUUUCAGCGCGGUGGCGCAGGCCCAGCUGACCGGGGUGCCCCACGUCCGGAAGGACUCCGGCUACGACGGUGCGGCGAGCAGCACGAUGAUCCACGAGCCGCUCGAGACGAACUCCAGCCCGAGCCCGAACCCACGGAUCACCUCGGCGCCGUCCUCGUCGACCUCGUCGUCGCCGCCGCCGACGAGGGGCCCGACCAGCGUCUCGUCGCAGACGAAGAAGAACGGCAACGGCAGCACGAACAAGCAGGAGCUCAAGAGGCUGAAGAGCGCCGGCUCGCUGUUGCCGCUGCCGCUCGCGAGGACGCCCAGUGUGUUGUCGUCCGUCGGCAAGAAGGACCGCAAGAACGCCUCGGCCGGGUCAAGGUUCACGAUAUACAAGGCCAACAAGGCCAGCAAGAAGAAAAGGGAAAAGAGCUCGGCCAAGAAGGAGCGCAAGGCCACGAAGACUUUAGCGAUCGUGCUAGGGGUCUUUCUGAUAUGCUGGGUUCCUUUCUUCACCUGCAACAUCAUGGAUGCAAUCUGCACGAAACUGACGAAGGCCUGUCAGCCUGGUGUUACAGCUUUCAUCGUCACCUCCUGGUUGGGUUAUAUGAACAGCUUUGUGAAUCCCGUAAUAUACACUGUGUUCAACCCCGAAUUCCGUAAGGCCUUCCGCAAGUUGAUCAGCGUGUAAGCGAGCGAUUCGUCCUCCUAAAGAAGAUCCACAGGGCGAAGAACGUGACUCUCUGUGAAUCGUCGUAUUUGUGAUGUAACAACGAGGCUCUAGGCUCUCGACAAGCUCGCAACAGGUACUGUCGUUCUCGUAUUUGGCAUCGCAACAGCUGCGUUUGCGUAUCGAUUUUCGCAUUCCGUCGCGCGUCAAUCGCUACCAAGUGAAAGAGGAAAGUUGCAUCUCGCAUAGCAUUUUCCACUUUCUGAAACUCGGAAAACAUUUCGCGCGCCGUUGAAAGAAACGAGAGCAUUAUUUUCAACGAGUAUCGUUUGAAACGUUACAAUAUUUCGCGAAAUAAUUUAUGCAAGCUGCGGGAAAAUGUGACGCAGAUGCACAAACGAGAAAUUCUCGUCUCUGUUGGUAUCUAAAUUCUUUGUGCAUAUAUAUACUCGCUUCUAAAGCAAUCAAUUAGUACUUUUAAUAUAAUUCUCUUUUUUCUCAUUCAAACUUCCUCGGUUAAGGAAACACGCGUUAUCGAAGAGAAUAAUUUUUUUUAGGUAUCCGGUGCACACCUGACGGAGAAUAAAAAUUUCACUCCACUUGGUCAAGAUUGGUACGCGAUAAGACAAAAUUAUCCGGUGGUAAUUGUUGCUAUCGAAUGCGGCAACGAUUCAUCGCGUCUACAUAUACGUGAAUGCGUGUAUUAUGAUACAUGAACUAACGUAGCGUGCCGCGCUACAAGGACACGUCAAAAUUCACGUGCACCGAUGGAACUGAACUCCCGCACGAGUAGCUCAAAUAAUUGCUAAGUGAGACUUCGCAUAACAGAACGCCGCGUCGAUGAGCCGCGCGGCGUCGCCGUAUCGCGCGGACUCGCGUCAGGAUAAUUUAAAUAAUCUGUACAAAUUGCAAGCGACAAGCGUUCAUGGCGUCCAAAGGACUUCGUUAGAGAGGCUAGUUAGCUGUUAAGGUGUAAUAAUCGCGUUCGUAUAUAGGGCGGAUGUCCCUCGGAAAUAAUUUAAGUUCGCGAAAAGCAGGUAAUAUAAAUGAGAUCCGUGACGGCGAAGGGUUAAAGUUGUUAGAGGUGUAUUUAUUAUGCGAGUAUAUAUAUAUAUAUAUAUAUAUACAUACAUACAUAUAUAUAUAUGUAUAUAUAUAUAUAUAUACAUACAUACAUAUAUAUAUAUAUAUGUAUAUAUAUAUAUAUAUAUAUAUAUAUAUAUAUAUAUACAUAUAUACUAUACGUCUCCGUGGAUAAUUAAGUACGCCAUGACAGUAUUAACGUAGCGUGUAAGAUAUAGCAAUAUUUUUUCGCUCAAAGCAAAAAGCAACCGAGACCGCCGUUUGUACGACGAUAUGUAGGAACAUGCUAUACAUAUUCGCGCGUCGCAGUGUAACUGUAUGUAUUUAUAUUUCGGUACAUGUAGAGAGAGAGAGAGAGAGAGAGAGAGAGAGAGAGAGAGAGAGAGAGAGAUUAUACAUAUACAUACAUGACAUAAAUGAAUUUACGCGCUGUUCCUUCCACGAUAUACAGGGUGAUGCUAAGCGCGGAAUAAAAGCUUUAGGACAACAUGAAGGAAGAUUGAUUUUUGGAAACAGUGUACCUUGUAAACACUCUAGCUUGUGAACGCUCUAUUUAAUAAGUUAUUACUGAAUACCAAAAUACGAUUACUUCUCAGUUACAGCGGAGACAGUGAGGUGUUUAGUAAAGCCCGUGCAUUAAUCAAAAGUAAGCUAUUUUUCUGAGCAUCGGAAUACUCAGGAGAAAGACGGUUGACUCAACUUGAUCUGUCUUUAUUUUUGUGAACACACUUAUAAAGGAAUAAAUAGGAAUUCACACCAUUGAAUCGCCUCCUGUUUCGAAAGUUUUUCGUAUCAUGACGAAUUCGAGGUACUUAGUCGACACUUAUACACGAAUAUGUCAGGGCUUCUCAAUUUAGCGUUCUUCUUCUAGUCUUGCCGCAUUAAUUCUAUAAAUCAAUGCAAUAUUUAUCUGAGCAAUAUUUAUUAUUUGAUAUAAUUAUUAUUAUAUCUGAGCAAUUAUUUAUCCAAAAGAUUCUCAAUUUACGUAUAUUUAUUUGUAUGUUCUAUCUGAGAACUAUUAUAAAUAUUAAAAUGAAACUUUUUGUAGUUUAUUCAAUAUGGUUCGUAAAUUACAUAGUAUAGAGUACAUAAUUCUUAGAUUAAUGUCAUUAUACGGGUUUGUUCGGAAAUGACUAGUAAAUUGUGUAAUUCUAUUACUUUCUUGAAACUUUGAAAAUAUCUAGAAAUACAAGAUGAUACUUUUAUUUUCAAUCGACUUUAAAAAAGAACAAUUGUUUUAAUUAAUGU
Molecule: messenger RNA, 6414 nt
Organism: Odontomachus brunneus
Lineage: Eukaryota; Metazoa; Arthropoda; Insecta; Hymenoptera; Formicidae
Gene: Dop2R
Product: dopamine D2-like receptor
Exons: 8
Coding region: 2050-4104 (684 amino acids)
Biological process (GO): adenylate cyclase-activating adrenergic receptor signaling pathway
Cellular component (GO): membrane
Molecular function (GO): dopamine neurotransmitter receptor activity, coupled via Gi/Go; G protein-coupled receptor activity
Source: RefSeq, a predicted model, not a curated record